Messenger RNA from Oryzias latipes (Japanese medaka), 4265 nucleotides. RefSeq names its product family with sequence similarity 89 member A (gene fam89a). The record is from RefSeq and is a predicted model, not a curated record. Lineage: Eukaryota; Metazoa; Chordata; Actinopteri; Beloniformes; Adrianichthyidae.
UUGUGACUCAGUUCCGGUAACUUGACGUGGCGUCGCGAGCGUCCCCUCUUCACGCGGAGAAAGCCGCGGCUGCUCGCUGGGGUAGGGCGUGUGUGUCGUGUUAGUGGGGUUGGUGAACUUUUUAGCAGGAAAAAUAGCCGCCCUUCGUCCUGUCGGUAACACCGGAAGCCAUGAACGGAAAGUCCGCGAACGGUACAGCGGGGGGGAUGGCCUGCAUCGAGGGGCUGCCGCCGCUGCCGAAGAGCCUGAGCGGGCUGUUGAACUCGAGCGGCGGCUCGUGGAGGGACAUGGAGAGGAUGUACGUGAAGAAGACCAUGAUCCAGGACGACCUGAGCCGCGGCAGGAACGCCGAUAACCUGCUGGCCAACAAGCCGGCCAACCUCGACGCUGCGCUGGCUCUCCUGCGGAAAGAAAUGGUGGGACUGCGUCAGCAGGACAUGUCUCUGCUGUGUCAGCUGUGGUCGCUCCAUGAGUCCAUCCAGGAGUACAAGGGAAGCUGCCAUGACCUGAGCGCUGCCUCCAGCCUCAGCAUGAUGGAGAACGGCUUCUUCGACGAGGACGACGAGUAUUAUGGCGAGCCGGGCACCACCCCCACCGGGGAGCAGCCCGACGGGGAGGCAGGCGCCAAGAACGGGAGCGUGCGCAACCGGGAAGACAGCUGGCCUUCCUUUCACGUCAACAUCUGAGGUCCGGUUCUGUUGCUAUCCCGGAUUGGCGCUCCGAGGGCCGAGUUGGGCUGCAUGUUCCUGCAGAACGGCUCCGACAAACUCCUCCCACUCUGAAUUUAGCAGUACUCUCUUCUGAUCAAGAGCUGCUGCUUCUAGACCUGCUAUUCUUCCGUAGCAGAGCCUUUCUUUUUUAUAUCCUCCAAAGUAUAUGAACAAAGUUUAUUAUUUAAGCUAUAUAUCUAAUAUAAAGAUGAACUUAUUGUUCUGCACCAUCGAGGUCCAGACUGAGAACAUCCACUGCAUCAUCCCUGAAUUCUGGACUUGGGAGCGGAAGGAUGCAGGAAGAAAUCCUAAAGGAAAACCUCGUAAACGUGGUCGGUUGAAUGUGCGGACAAAGGUUUGUCUUGUUUUUAUGUGGCAGAGCUCUGAAGUGAUCCAGAAUAAUGGCUGAAGCCAUGAAAAGAAGCAUCGGAGCCCAAGAAGCACAGAGUUGGUUCUGGUUAAUCAAUCGAUGUUUACAGCAUUUCUCCACAAAACCAGCUUUAAAGAAAUGAGAACUUAAAGCAAAGGUCGGUUAGCAGUGGGCUCUCUGGUUCUUUAGAUCAUUUUCUGGACAUUUCUGAUUUUUACACAUCAUGUGUCUCGAAUCACUUACUAAAAAAGCUACACUGGUCAGUUGUUUGGAAAUGGGUCAUCAAGUUAUUGAACAAACUAACAAAAACCAUUUUCUCUAAAGUUGAGUGAAAAAAGGCAGAAGAAGAAACAUGUCUGAGGAGUAAUGGAGACACAAAUGAGGUCUAAAAUGUGCACAUUUUUGUAUUCCUGCCAGCAUUUAGUACAGAAAAUAGAAUUCAUAUGAUAUUAAGUGUGAAGUUCUCUGCUUCCUCUGACAUCUGCGGUUCUGCAGAGGCCGAGCUUCAGGAUUGAAAUCGUCUGAGGUGGAAAAUGUCAGACAGGAUGUUCCAUCAGUCUAGUGCUGGUCUGUGCUUUGAAUUAAGGAAAACUUAUGACAUAAAAAUGUAAAAACAAAAUACAAUUGUGGAAUUGAUGUACGACAAUGAAUCUUGCAGCAGCUAAAGAUUGUCCGAUGCAAACCUCUUCACUUUAUUUCUUAGUUUUUGUGGAAGAGUUCUGUCUGGGUUCAACCAUUGACUCUACAUGAAACCUGGACCGAGCGAGUGUGAUGUCACCCAUAGAAAAUGGUUCACUUCCAACAAAAUUAAGUCAAUUUGGUCUCCUUUUUUUCACAAUGCAGACAUCGCCAUGUUGGAGCCAGAAAUACUCAGUAAUAAGUGAUUGGUCUGAGUUGGUCUGUUAACGUUUCUGGCAACAACUCUCACCAAUUAGGAGUGAGCCUGUUGGAAGGCCUCACCCCUGAAGGUGGUCUUCAUGAAAUCUGUCAAUCAGGUGUUUUGAACGUUUGGCCUCAGAUGUCUGAUUGGUCAGUUUAUAACUUGAAUUACGUACCAAAAAUAUAGGAUUAUCAAGAACACGUUAAUAAAAGGAAGCAGAUCAAGAAUGGAUCCAGAACUUUAGGGUCCAGGGGAGCUUUCGCAUCAGCCUUAACCAAGAAAAAAGUAUUUGGGCUCAGCGCCUCAUAGCCUGUAACCUCACUAGCUACUUGUUUUGAACAUGUUGGUGUGUUUUGGUCCAAAUCAUGACCAAAAAUUAAAGAUGGAACCCAUGGGUGGUAGGUAGAAGUCUUCAAGGUGGUACAAAGGGCUUUCAAUAAACUGUUUGCUGUCAGUCGGGGCAGUCCAACCCCAGUCAAGAUGUAUGACCCUGAUGGUUAAGGAGCUGGAUCAGGUGAUUCCAGGCUAAAUAAACAUCUGUUCUGGGUAUUCAGCAAGACGGGGUUGUAGAUCUUGGGGGAUCAGGAUUAGCUUCAGGAGUAACACGUCAAGUUUUUCCUUUCAUGUUUUCUGCUUUUACAACAAUAGAAUAAACUUCCAUUGAAAAGUCUUAAUAAUCUCAAUAUUACUCCACUAAUAAGAAACAUUUCUCAGCUUUAGUUGAAAGGAACUUUAAGGAUUUAUUUCCAACUGACAUCUUCAAGUCUUGAUUGUCGAUGGAUCUCCGCCACGCAGAGUUCCAGUCGUCCCUUCCAAACCUGGGUCCGAUGUGUUCAGUCAGUAAAAACCACCCAGAAAACACAUCUGUGAGUUUGGCAGGGUAGCUGGAGAACGAGCAGCUUUGUGCUCUGGCAUCGCAUUAAACUAAUCCUGAAACUGAGAAGUCUUUUAUUUUGAAAUGGGCACAAAACAAGAAACAAUCCUCUCCAGGUUUUGGCUGGUGUUCAUCACGGCUCCCAAGGCUUUAACUCGUGAUCACGUUUAGAAGCUUUGGACCUCAAAUCAAUUAAAAACAAAAUAUCAAGAAAAAAUAAUUCAAAGAUUGUUGGCUGAAGUCUAAUCCACAGAUUCCUUUUUUCUGGGCGUGGUCUCUUUCAGUGCCUUUGUUAACCAAUGGCUGCUUUUCUCCAGCCUGCAGAGAAUAGACCAGCCUUUAAACACUGCUGGGUUGUAAAGCUGCUGCAGUACAUGUGGAUGUUCAAACGUAUCCCUUAAACCCUAAGGUUGUGUGUUGCAUCACUGUUUCCUAACUGCAAUCCUGCUGUUGCUGGAUGACAAAUUUCUCAGAAUAAAGGCAUGAAGGACAAUACAGUAGACCCCAAACAGCUGACGUUUGGGUCUAACACAUCACAAAUGUCUUUGAAGUUUCUCUCUGUUCCGCCAUAUGACAUUUCUCAAUGUAUUAAGGUCUUUUAUGUCAGAUUUGAAACCAUUCGAUGUUUCACACAACGCGAAGAAUGAUCCUCUUCAGUUAAAUCUGUAAAGAUGAGCUUUAUAGCAGCACCAGCUGAUCGAACCUGAAUUUCCUUUUUUUUUUAAUGUGAUAGAUGGAUGUAAAAACACAAAGAUGUCAUCAGCAUAUCUGUUUUUGUUGUGUUCAGACCAUUUUAAUGUAACACCGAGGCUGUUCUUUGUGUUUUCCUCAUUGAAUCGUGAUCUAAAUGUAUAUAAUGCAGUGCCGUGCUCAUGUGGAUUUGAAUGUUGCCAACUUGGAAUAAUCGUCACUCAAAGGCGGUUCAGAGAACUCCAAACAGGAACGGAGCCUCGAAGCCUGGUGACUUAUGAAGGUCGUCUCUAACAGCGAUCACGCCUCAGUUAUCACUUCUGGAUGUUUGAAAUCGUCCUACUGUUUAUGCAAAUCUGGGUUUUUGGAUCUGGUUAACCCUUGUGCUAUCCUGGGCACUUUACAGUUGGGUCAUCUAGACCCACUAGACAGUGCGCUGAACCUUUUUUUUUUCAAUGAUUUGUGAUCUUCACUGGUGUCCAUGGAUUACAUGGAAUCCUCUCCACCUUUGUCAUGGUAGGAAUAACAUGUCAAUGUAAGGGUGGGGUCAUCUGGACCCUAUAAGAUAGCACAAGGGUUAAACAAAGGAUCCGAUCUGUUUCACAUGCUUGAUUCAGAAGGAAGCUCUGAACAAAACAGAGGUGUAUGUAACCUAAUGCUUUCUUGAAAUGCAUAUCACUCAUAGUUGGUCGUUAAGUGGAGGAAAAAUGUCUGAAUAAAUAAUGAUUUGGGGCAAACUUA